UACCGUUUCCUCCCCGUUUCAAAUUAGGGCUCCAAGCUGUCAUUUCCCCCCGCGCCUCAGUGUUUCACAGACCUGCGAGGAGCUUUGCAGAGGUUCGAUUCAUGGCGAACGAAUCAGACAUGAGCGGCUGGACCGAUCUCCUCCACUCCUCCACGAAGCUUCUCGAGCAGGCCGCUCCUUCUGUUCAGUUCCCCCCUCUCCAGAGGAAUUUGGAUCAAUUAGAAGCCUUGUCAAAGAAGCUCAAGGCGAAAACUCUACGAACCGAGGCUCCUUCUCAGUCAAAUGCUGCUACGAGGCUACUUGCCCGUGAGGGAAUAAAUGCGGAGCAACUUGCUCGGGAUCUUAAAUCUUUUGAAAUUAAGACCACGUUUGAGGAUGUUUUCCCAGCCGAGGCAACAAGUGUUGAUGAGUAUUUGCAACAGGUUCGCGAAAUGGCAGUGGUCUCAGCUGUCCAAGAAGCUCAAAAGGAUAAUCUUAGAAGUUUCAGUGAUUACAUGAUGAAAGUUUUGGAGGAAGAUUGGCAAAAGGAAAAAAGGAACUUUCUUCAGAGUUUGACUCGAAUUUCUACAUUACCCAAGACUAACUUGGUUGAUUCAAGCACAAGAAGUCCUCUUCCAGGUCAAAUAGUGUCCAUGGCUUCUACUUCUCAGGUUUCAUCUGGUCCUUCUAGCAUGGAGCUUGCAGUUCUAGCUAACAAGCCUAUCCUUGAGAAAAAGGCUUCUGUGUAUGCUGAAGUUGUGAAGAAUCUGAACAAUGCACGAGAGCGUGGCUUACCAUUUAAACCUGCAGCAGCUUUCAAGGGGGCUUAUGAAAGUUUAGGUCUUGAGACAUCUGGUGGAAAAUCAGUGAGCAUGCAGAAGAUAUGGCACCUGGUUCAGUCAUUGGUGGGAGAGGGUAUAACUGUUCAACGGGGUGUUUCAAGAAGAAUGUCAUUAGUAAUUGGUGCGAGACGCCACCUGGAAUGGGGGCAUGAGAAAUAUAUCAUGGAUACCAUCCAAAGUCAUCCUGCACAGGCUGCUCUUGGUGGGGUUGUAGGAAAUUUGCAGAGAGUUCGUGCCUUUCUUCGGAUUCGUUUGAGGGAUUAUGGGGUUCUAGAUUUUGAUGCAGGUGAUGCUCGUAGGCAGCCUCCAGUUGAUACCACUUGGCAGCAGAUAUAUUUUUGCUUGAGAACUGGCUACCAUGAUGAAGCAAGAGAAGUUGCCUCGUCAUCUCGUGUUUCACACCAGUUUGCUCCUCAGCUUACUGAGUGGAUUACCACUGGAGGUAUGGUAUCAGCUGAUACUGCCACCAUUGCUUUGGAAGAAUGUGAAAAAUUGUUAAGGAUGGGUGAUCGGAUUGGUCGAGCUGCAUAUGACAAAAAAAAGUUACUUCUUUAUGCUAUGAUAUCUGGUUCUCGCAGGCAGAUUGAUCGCCUGCUUAGAGAGCUUCCGACUCUUUUUAACACCAUUGAAGAUUUCUUGUGGUUCAAAUUGUCGGCUGUAAGGGACUGCCCUGCAGGAUCCUCCUCUAUUGUCCUCAAUGAGGGCUUAAUACCCUACAGCCUGGAUGAUUUGCAGGCUUAUUUAAAUAAAUUUGAGCCAUCAUAUUAUACAAAAAAUGGAAAGGACUCUUUGGUAUAUCCGUAUGUUUUGCUUUUGAGCAUCCAGUUGCUACCCGCAAUCCUAUACCUGUCCAGGGAAACAGGUGAUGAAGGAUAUAACAUUGAUGCUACCCAUAUAGCUAUUGUGUUGGCGGACCAUGGUAUUAUUUCUGAAGGUGCUGGAGCCGGGCAGAAACUGGGGAUGAUGGACGCUUUUGCAGAGACAUCUAGCUUGAUCAGGCAGUAUGGUUCAGAGUAUUUUCGCCUUGGUAAUCUUCCAAUGGCACUGGAAUAUUAUGCACAAGCUGCAGCCACAGUGGGUGGUGGUCAGCUGUCAUGGUUUGGGAGAGGUAAUGUGGAUCAGCAAAGGCAGAGGAGCCUGAUGCUGAAGCAACUCCUAACUGAGCUGUUGUUAAGGGAUGGUGGGAUUUAUCUGUUACUUGGUUCAAGAGGCACUGAAGAAGGUGAGCUGCAACGUUUUCUGACUGAUGCAAAAACCAGACAACAGUUUCUGCUUGAAGCUGCACGCCAGUGUCAGGAAGCUGGGCUUUAUGAAAAAUCUAUAGAAAUCCGGAAGAGAGUUGGAGCAUUUUCUCUGGCGCUGGAUACAAUUAAUAAGUGCCUUUCAGAAGCAAUUUGUGCCCUGUCACGUGGUAGAUUGGAUGGUGAGAGUCAGACUGCUGGACUGAUUCAUUCUGGCAAUGAGAUCUUGGAGGCAUAUAAGUAUUCUCCUGAUGCGAGCUUUCAAGAGAGAGAAGUUUUGGAGCAACAAACUGUGUUAAGACAGCUUGAAGUAAUCUUAUCUGUUCUUAAAUUGGCAAGAGUGGGUCACCAUGUGGAUGCCUUAAGGGAGAUUGCCAAGCUUUCAUUUCUGCCGCUAGAUCCUCGAGCACCAGAUAUCACAACUGAUGUGUUUCAAAGUUUAUCUUCACAUGUCCAAUCUUGCGUGCCAGACCUUCUGAGAGCUGCUCUGUUUUGUCUGGACAAUGUGACAGAUACCGAUGGAUCACUUCGUGCCUUGAGGACGAAGAUUGCGAAUUUUCUUGCCAACAAUUUAAAUCGGAACUGGCCUCGUGAUUUAUAUGAAAAGGUUGCCCAGAGUUUAUGAGUCAAACAAACUAUGAUGGUUUGAGAUGCUCCUCCCUCUCCUGCCAAACAAUUGACAUGCUGUGAUCUGAGUCGAGGUGAUGAUAUGUUGUGAAGAACUUUUGUACAAAAUAGUUCAGUUGGGUUAUGUCCAUUAGUCUUUUUGCAAUUGAGGUGUUAGCAGAAGAGCAGCAGUUUUGUUUAGAUUUACUUACCCUUGUCGGUUUAAAGGGGGCAAGAAAAACUACAGCUUACUGUAUGUUCUACCUCAUUAUCAGCAGUUGUUAGUACGGAAUUUUCUCUCUGGGGUUGAUGUGAAGCCUAAAUUCUCAUCUGCAGUUUUUUCUUUUCGGUUAAUGACUUGUGGAGAGAGGGAACUGGCAUCUGCUAAAUGAUGCGGUGCCAUUCAUCAUGCCCCGUGUUUAAUUGAAGGUAGCUGACUUAUUCAUGCUCUCAUUUGUCAUGUUAUUACUGUUUUCUCCUAGUUUUCUAAAAUUCACACCUUUUGUUGCUCAAUAUUUGGAGAGGGAUGAGAGUGUUGGCUUCUAGCUACCAUAAUAUUUCACGAUCAUGAAGUCGAAGUGUUGUUUCUGAAAGUAAAUCAAAACUGUGAGCAUAAGCUUUUCGGACAAGGUUGUGACGCAUGCAGUGGGAAGGAAAGUUCAUUUUCCUGUUAAUGAAAUGAUUGUUGCGAAGCAAAGAUAUCUUUGCAUGGAUUUCUUCUCUCAGUAGAAUUGGAUCCCCCAUUGUUUUGUCGUAGAAGUUCUGUAAUGUUGGCCAGGGCCUGCAGGACGAACUUACCCCAGCUAUGAAAAUGCAUAGUUUAGGUUUGGUGUGCAGCCUACAGCAAUUAACUGUGCAAUCAUUUUUGUAGCCAUUUUCUCGGGAGAAAAAAAUUACCCUGAUGUGGAUUCAAUCGGAGUAUGAACUAAUUGGAUUUGGUGUAAAUAUUCCUGAUACAUAUAUAUGUGUUUCUUAAUAGUAUCUUAAUGCGAGCAUUAAAGCAGCAUAAAA
Malania oleifera is the source of this 3679-nucleotide messenger RNA. Its product is annotated as nuclear pore complex protein NUP93A. Lineage: Eukaryota; Viridiplantae; Streptophyta; Magnoliopsida; Santalales; Ximeniaceae. Gene Ontology annotation, molecular function: structural constituent of nuclear pore. Gene Ontology annotation, cellular component: nuclear pore. Gene Ontology annotation, biological process: poly(A)+ mRNA export from nucleus; protein import into nucleus. The transcript has 15 exons. The coding region runs from base 102 to 2687 and encodes 861 amino acids. The record is from RefSeq and is a predicted model, not a curated record.